This is a messenger RNA of Striga hermonthica, 735 nucleotides long. The record is from the annotation of a GenBank genome assembly. Lineage: Eukaryota; Viridiplantae; Streptophyta; Magnoliopsida; Lamiales; Orobanchaceae.
AUGUUACAAAGUGAAACACUUGAUUCUUCCUUGCUUGAAAUGAAGCAUUUCAAGUACCUUGACUUGAGCAGGAAUAAUUUCAAGGACAGCUCGAUUCCAUCAUUCCUAGGAUCAUUAAACCAACUGCAAUAUCUCAAUCUCUCAAAUGCAGGCUUUGGAUGUGUUAUCCCUCACCAGCUCGGCAACCUCUCAACCUUGUGUUUACUUGAUCUUGGUGGACUGUUAUUUUCUCUAAGAGUCGACAAUCUCAUAUGGGCUGCUAAUCUUUCAUUGCUGGAGUCCCUUGAUAUGUGUCAUGUCAACCUUAGCACCACAAAAGAUCACCUUGCGAUGUUUCCUAAAGAACUUGGUGAACUGAAGCAGCUAAAGGAGUUAGAUUUGUCUGAUAACAAGUUGACUGGUCCAAUCCCAAUAAAUUUAUCAAGAUGCUGGAGCCACAACUUGGAGAACCUAGAGUUGUGGAGCAAUAAUUUUUACGGGCAGUUGCCUGAAGAACUUGACGAACUGAAGCAGUUAAAAUGGUUAGAUUUGUCUGAUAACAAGUUGCCUGGUCCAAUUCCAACUAUUGUGGGACAACUUUCAGAUUUGGAGUGGAUUGACAUAUAUGGUAAUACCUUUGAAGGUACGCUCACAGAGGCCCACAUUGAGAAGCUUUUCGAACUUAGAGGAUUUAGGACUGGGUUUAACAUGUUAACAUUCAGAGUGGAGAUGAUUGGACCCCUCAUUUUCAACUAA